This is a messenger RNA of Ceratina calcarata, 3727 nucleotides long. It is a transcript of the gene pkaap, whose product is annotated as A-kinase anchoring protein pkaap. The transcript has 9 exons. The record is from RefSeq and is a predicted model, not a curated record. Gene Ontology annotation, molecular function: protein kinase A binding. Lineage: Eukaryota; Metazoa; Arthropoda; Insecta; Hymenoptera; Apidae. Gene Ontology annotation, biological process: intracellular protein localization. Gene Ontology annotation, cellular component: plasma membrane; mitochondrion. Bases 639 to 2381 code for a protein of 580 amino acids.
GGCGAACAUCACCGACUCGAUCGACUCGACUGACUUUUAUCCGUUAUUAUUACGAAAUCUCACGGGAUGAUCGCGGCGGCGGCCGCGGUGAACGUGUAUACAGUGAACUUUCUAAGAAUCGGACACGAACGGCACGCCGCAGUGUCGUUAGAGUAUAGAGGACGGCGAUAAAAUUAUAAAAACGGUCGAUUACGCAAGCCCGGUGUCAUCGACGAUGAUGUCAAGCCUUUCGAUGUUUUGAUUCACGAUCGCUCUUUUUAAACGUGCGCCGCAUUCGUCGUGGUCGGGAAUCGACGCGGACGACGAUGUCUCGAUGUCUGUGCAGCUCGUUCCGUGCGCGUAUCGACGCAGAGACGCGGAGAUCCUGAACGGAACGGAACGACAACGACGACGACGACGACGACGACGACGACGACGACGACGUUAAUAAUGCCUCGCUGAAAUGUCGUGUGCCGUUUUGCCGAGUUCGCAGCAGUUCGCAGUUCGCCGUGUCGUUCGCCCGAUUCAGUGGCUGGUACCGAGUCGAGGAAUCGCGCGCAUACUUUUUCGGCUGACCCCGGGACCCAGGACGAGACUAACAGUGGCGUCAGACCUUGAAGCGUUCGAAUCAUUUAUCAUGCUUCCUUCUAACGUGAACGAUGUUCCAAUUUUUUAAGAAGCCUGGACAGAAGGACAGGCCCGGAUCUUCGCAAGUUUCACCCGCAAAAUCGACCAGCUCUGGGAGGUCGUUCGGAGAUGUGUACAACGACGGUACAGCGAUUCAAGCGUCAACAGGUGCGUCGUGCACCCUUGAGGAGGAAGAGGAAGACCAAGCUCUCAACGACGGUGAAACGAAAGGAACGUGUUCCUUUAAUUCGCAGCUCUCUAAGACUCUCCCGCAGAUACUCGCGGACAAAGGUGCUCUAGGAUAUUUCAUUCAAUUCAUGGAGACUCAAAACCGUAUAGCACUCAUUAAGUUCUGGUUGGAAGUGGAAUGUCUGUGCGGUUCGUUCAAGGCCUUAGAGACUGAGACGGAGAACGUAGAAUGCCUGAAUUGCGUGAAGAGCAGAAACGAAGUUUUCAAUCCGUUCGACGACAUCGAGAACUUGCACCGCGACGCGACGCACGACGGUGUCGACGAUCCCGAUACAGACAAUACGUUGUACAACGAAUAUGUAAAUAGUAAAAACACGAAAUCAAAUUGCAACGACAUGCCAAAGACUAAAGGGAGAGUGAGCAGCGUGCGAAGAACCAGCCAGAAAUGCAGAAGAAGAGACGCUACUACCAUUAGACAGGACGCGUUAAGAAUAUACAAAAAGUAUAUUACUAGGGAUACGCUUGGUACGAAUCGAAUUCCAGAGGAAUUGAAAGAUCGAAUGGAGAAGGCUUUCGACUGUGAAAAUAUCGAGCCUACGUUGCAGUGUCUGUCUGCUGUUCAAAAGACCGUGUAUGAGACGUUAGAAAAUGAGCACGUUAACGAUUUCCUGAGGAGCGAAUUUCACUGUAAACAUCAGAUCGACGUUCUCACAAGUGGCAACGUACAGUUGGCCGAUAUACUCUACGAUGAAACUGCGUUUUUUUAUUUCAUGGAAUUUAUGGAGUUGGAAAGUAAACGUGAAUUGUUAGACUUUUGGAUGUCUGCUAUGAGUUACAAACAAAAUUUACUGGAGAAGAAGGACACCGAGACACCGGGCGAGGCACAAGCCGAUGCUUUAAUUAUCUAUGACAGGUAUUUCAGUUUACAAGCAACGAAGCCCCUCGGUUUUACCGAUAAGAUUCGUUUCCAAGUCGAGCAGAACAUCUGUCGCGAGGACGGAGAGGGACCACAGCCCGAUUGUUUCGACGAACCAUGUAAAAUUGUAUAUAAUUUCUUGAACAAGCAUUAUCUACCUAACUUCUUAUCGUCUCAGUUGUAUUACAAAUACUUGUCCGAACUGAUUGGUACGAUACAGAGCAGUCCAUGUUCAAAUUUACAUCUCAGGCUGAAACGAGCAGGUUCCGAUUGCAGCAGCGAAAUCAGUUCAGCCAGUAUUAAUAUGCAGACGCAAAACACCCUGCAGGCGGGGAACGAAGGGAGUAAAUUGAACAAUAAUAACAACAACAAAAGAAACAUCGUCGGUGGCAUGAACAUCGACACUAGGCAACUCUACGAUCCAGACUCAUUGUGGAAACGUAAUAAAUACAGUCUGAGCGUCGGCUAUAUCGACGAUUUAGGCAGAUUCAUCACCGAGAUAGAGCCUGAUCCUCAAAGGAAGUACGAAUCUCGAUUGACGCGUGCUGUGAAAAGGCUUGUACAUAUCGAGGAAGAUAAGGCCAAAGAGGAGUUGGCAUGGAAGAUUGCCGAAAUGAUCGUGCGCGAGAUCACGUCCUUGACUCUUGGAGCUUCGAAUUUUUCAUCUUGAUGACAGGCAGACACUGCGCCAGGCGUCGCUUUAUUUUACUUUGCACUUGAACGUGAAGAUAUAUUCUCCUGCCUUUUUUCGAAUCGAUGUCGCACAUUCUAUUGUCCAAGUGCCAAAUUGAAAGUAGGUAAGCCUAAUCGUUUCAUCGUAUUCAAUAAUCGAAUUUCAUCGAUUGAAACUGUAAUCUCCUUUUCUCAACGUUGAGAUUAUAAAAGUAUUCUUUUCUCGAGUAUUUUACGAUAUAAUUAUACUUUUAAUACGACGUACGCACAUCUGCAUCGUGCAGAGACAGUGCACGGAGCAUACUGUUUCGUUGUGUUCAGCGUGAUCUACAAGCUGUUUUCAAUUGUCCAACUGCCAAGUACUUCCCUAGUUUCACAUUUUGUUCAAAUCGAGGUUUCCUUGCUCGUUAAUGUAAGACGUUCAAAGGAGAAAGAACGUUUUCCAUGUGACAGACGAACGACACGACAUAUCGUGAACUAUGAUCACGAUGCGCGAGUUGUAAACGUCGACGAAUCGAGCGUGCUUUAGAGAUAUUGAUAAGCUUUCCAUGAGAUCGUAGACAUUUACUUGGCAGUGUAAGUACAUAGUUGUAGUGGUACAGUGUAAUAGCUCUGAGCGAUGUAUAAUAAUAUAGCAUUCAGUUUGUAUAGUCGAACAAUCUUUACGUAGGAUCAGUAUCGUGUAACUAGUAUUAGCAGGUGAUAUUAUUGAUAUAAGCGGUAUUUUAUCAAGAUCGAAUCUAUUUUUAAACAAAGAAAAGAAAACGGACAAAGCUGUGUACUGAGACGAUACGACAAAGAUCGUCUGAUGCAAAAGUUACGUCGUAGAAAUAUUGGUCGGUCGAGCUCAACGAUGUACAUCGAAUACUUUCUGUGUGAGAGCAGAAGAACGAGUAGUAGUUUCACUCCGUUUCGCGUAGUAGUUUCUUCGCUAAUGAAUAAUUUUCAUAAUACGUUUGGUGCUACAUGCAGACGAGACUCAAACAGGCACAGACUCAGUAAUCGUGACAGAAUUUACAAAACGUGUAAGUGUUCGGGAAAACUAGAUCGUUCGUGGAUGGCGAUGUAUAUAAGAAUUUUUUAUCAAAAGGAGGCACGUUGUCAAGAGUAAAAUAUGUUGGUCCGUGACAUCUGUUCGGAAAGUUGUACGCGCACUAUUUUCUGAGACAGCGUAUUUUCUUAAGAGGUGCUUCUUCGACUGUGACGAAAUAAAUCAAAUCCCACGUCUCUCACGCGUUCAAUCAAAAACGAUUAGCUGUAUCUGUAUCUAAAUGUAUUCAAAUCUCGGUUAAGAUUUAUAUUUUGUAAUUUAUUCGUAUUAAAAUAGUGACAUAAGAAACGUUA